Messenger RNA from Neoarius graeffei (lesser salmon catfish), 3736 nucleotides. It is a transcript of the gene pard6a, whose product is annotated as par-6 family cell polarity regulator alpha. Gene Ontology annotation, molecular function: protein kinase C binding. The transcript has 3 exons. Lineage: Eukaryota; Metazoa; Chordata; Actinopteri; Siluriformes; Ariidae. The coding region runs from base 129 to 1268 and encodes 379 amino acids. Gene Ontology annotation, biological process: centrosome cycle; regulation of cellular localization; establishment or maintenance of cell polarity. The record is from RefSeq and is a predicted model, not a curated record. Gene Ontology annotation, cellular component: nucleus; apical plasma membrane; cell cortex.
GCAGUGUUGCUGAGUGACGGACCUGCGCGGUGUGGAGCUCCGCGCGCCUGACCGGCAGCUCAGUGGCGUUUGGUGACCGGGUUGACAGCGGAAGCCGCGGGACGCUGAGGCUCCUGCUGGGAAUAAACAUGUCGAGGAAUCAAAGGACGCCGCAGAAAAACACAGACAGUGUGGUCGAGGUGAAGAGCAAAUUUGAAGCAGAAUACCGGCGAUUUGCGCUACAGAGGAACGGCACCGUCAGCUUCCAGGAGUUCUAUCGGCUGCUGCAGAAUGUGCAUCACAUUCCAGGCGUUGACGUGCUUCUGUGCUACGCUGACGUCCAUGGAGACCUGCUUCCCAUCAACAACGAUGAUAACUUCCACAAAGCGCUAUCUGCCGCCAAUCCUCUACUGAGGAUUAUCAUCCAGAGGAGAGAUGUGGAAGAGCCCGUGGUCUUUGUGACAAACUCUCUGCAGAGAAGAAAAAAAGGCCUGGCAGGUCUGCGUGCCGCCCAACAAAAGAGCAAAUCGGGUCUGUUGAUCAGCCACCCGCAGGACUUCCGCCAGAUCUCUUCCAUCAUCGAUGUGGACAUCCUACCGGAGACGCACCGCCGUGUGCGCCUGCACAAGCAUGGCACCCACAAACCUCUGGGCUUCUAUAUUCGUGAUGGUGUGAGCGUUCGCGUCACGCCACAGGGUGUCGAGAAAGUGCCUGGUGUCUUCAUCUCGCGCCUGGUUAAAGGCGGCCUGGCUGAGAGCACAGGAUUGCUCGGGGUUAACGAUGAGAUACUGGAAGUCAACGGCAUUGACGUGGCUGGCAAGUCACUGGACCAGGUUACAGACAUGAUGGUGGCCAACAGCCACAACCUGAUUGUGACGGUCAAACCGGCCAAUCAGCACAACAAUGUGAUGCACAGAUCAAGCAAAACCUCAGCUGGAAACAACUCUGCAGGCUCAGGAGGAUCCAUGCUUUCCCAGGACUCCAUUCCUAGUCCUGCCUCUCAGACUGUUAGCCAGUACAGUAAUAGCAACAGCGUGAUGGAAGGGGACAGCGAAGAUGAUGAAACCGACCUCAUUAUUGAGAGCGAUAACCUGCCUGCCUACGCGCCACAUCACCUGACCAACGGAAACAGCAUUGUUUCUUCACUGGCUGCUUAUGGGCACAGGCCUCUCCCCCAGAGCGUCUCAUUGCCUAGUACCAGCUCUAUGAGCUCGCACAACAGCAGCCCCAAUAAGACAAGCAGCAGCCAAGAAAGCAUGAGGGAGGACGGGAACUUCAUCACGUUGUGAAACACCUCAUAAUAAUAUUUCUUAUCAUAUCAUAUAUGGAACACACUCGUAUAAGGUUUUUAUGCACAACUGCAACCAAUUGAAGGCUAACUGUUUUAUGAUAUUGUCCCUACUGUCACAAAACAUCAAGAUGAUGUUGAUCUCCCGAAGAACUUGUAAUGUGAGCAUAGUUGAGUUGGUGAGGGGUGAAUGAUGCCUGGACCGUCUCCAGAGUAAAUGUGUGCACGUCACCUCACAGAAGUGCCUUAUGGUCUCAUUUUUAUCUAAUAACUGAACAAAAGAUCAUUCAUAUCAUACAGCGUACGUACAUUGUGCCAGAACUGAUGAAGGAGCAGAAACGAGCACACAAACCCACACUUUCUCCACAGCGGUCUCGAUCGAUGCCUUGAUGCCUAGUCCGACCUCCAGCUGCAUCACAGCGGUGGUGGAGUCUGUGUUCUCGACCACAUGAACACUGCAGAGACACUGGAAUGUUUACCUGAUGUGUCCUGCAUGUCAAAAUGGCGUGUAUUUAGUAUUGGUACGAAGGAUAAAGAAGUUAAUAAUGCGCAUGUAAUAGAGCUGUCCUGAUCCAUGACGUAUGUCCUGCAUUGACGAUUUCUGUGAUUUGGGCUCCAGGAAAUUCUGCUAGGACACACUAGGUCAUCUUUAUAGUACCACUGAUGAAACAUGUACGCUCUAGCUGUGGAUUUUUGUAUUUGCUUCUACUCUAGCAGUCUGCCUUUGACCAUAUGAUCUCUUCAAAAAAAAAAGCCUUUGGUGGUGUAAUGUUGGGUGAAUUUUGCUGCUAGACAUAAUUCAGCCUUAGAAAUCUGUCCUGUGCUUUAAAUUUCAGCGCUAAGUACGCGCCAAAUGUUGCCUACCGUCUAGUGAAUUGCAGCAAAAAAAAAAAAACAGGAAGAGGAACGAUACAAUAAUCUACUGUACAUCUUGCAUGAGGAAAUGGCAAAUCCAGUCCUAAUGACAUUUGAAAGCCAAGUUCCCUCUCGAUCAACUCAUGCUAAUCGGAUUCCAUUUAUUCACACGGUCAGUUUCACGUUGCUCGCACUAAACUUUGGCAUCUGUCUCGUUUCAUUUUCAUUCAGAAUGUAUCACAUGCUGACUCACUCUCAGCCUGGUUCCCCAGACCUGUCUCACCUCAAUCUGCUUAGUGUUACGAACCCGUGGAUAGCUGCUUGGCCCCAGACUCGAGUAGCCUCUCUGCUUUUUAAAGGUGGCUGCUUAUAUUUGCCUGCCUGCCUGGGGUUGUUCUCCAUUCUCCAUCGAAAUAUAUCAAUAAUAGAUGUUUUACUCGCACUGAGACGUGCCUCGGAGAGAGCGAGGGGGGCCUUGACCUCUUGUGGACCCAGCUGUCUGCAUGCCAUCUGAUGUGUUCUGUGUUUGUGUAAAAGAAAAUGAAAAAGAAGGAAAUUCCUUUCAUGUUUGUUAAGGCUAAAAUUCAGCCUGACUGGGGAGCCGGUUCAUACAGUCCUGUCCUGGUACACGCGCGUGUGUGUGUGAGAGCGAGUAGAGUAAAGAAAACUCAAUGGCAAAUAGGAUACGGAAAAUGGAGGAGGAACUCAACUAAAUGGAGCCGGAUCAAAAACAUUGACUUUUUUUUUCACCAACCUUCUAUCUUUUUAGUUAUUUUUUGAAAAAGUAGACGGCCAGCAAAAACACACAGUCUGCCAAAGUGCUUAGGUGUGUUCCUGGCAGGUGUAGUUUCAUCCCUGGAGCCUUUAUUUCCACCUCAUCAUAUUCAUUUCCACUCUGUUACAUUAAAGUAUAUUUAAGCAGAUCUUCACGCUGAGAAAAGCUGCAGAACCGGGUUUGUUUCGACAUACCCAGACACAACGUCUGCAAAUCAAACACCUCUGAGUAACUGGGACAGCUGGAGUGAACAUGAAAUAAAAGAUGGACGCAAUCGUAGUCAGAGGGCAUUUAAAAGGGACUUGGUUGGAAGGGUAUUUUUGGAAGGUGGAGAUUUGUCAUCCUAGUCUGAUGAGGUUAUUGAAGUGGAUUCGUUUUUAGGAGGAAUUGUUCCAAAUGCACUGGUUAUUCAUUCCGAACGGCAGUAUGAAAAGAUACUCACAUUUUUCUCUCUCUCUCCUGCUAAUCAGUAUCUAAAGAUAUGAAUGGCACACAAAUCUGAAUUAAAAAAAGUACCAUGAACCUAAUUUUUUUAUGUAUGUAAAUGUAGAUAUACAAUGAGAAAAUGGACCAUUUUGUAAACUGGGAGUCCUUUUUAUUAAAAGAGCAGUAUAUAUACAGUAUAUGUGUAAAAUAUGGAAAGUAUUUUUCUUAUUCUUGUACUUUUGUAUGUAUAUUGGAAUCCAGGAGAAAUUAUUUCUUUUGCGUGUGAGGAAGUUAACGGAAGUCUGAAGAAAUCUAUGAUUUUAUUAUAAUCAGAUGGGUGGAGGUGUAUCAUACUGUGAAUGCAAAUAUGCGAAUUUUAAAUUGUUCAAUGGAAAUAAAAGUAUUCAAAAGAA